This is a messenger RNA of Ipomoea nil (Japanese morning glory), 440 nucleotides long. RefSeq names its product NADH dehydrogenase [ubiquinone] 1 beta subcomplex subunit 7. The record is from RefSeq and is a predicted model, not a curated record. The transcript is spliced from 2 exons. Gene Ontology annotation, cellular component: mitochondrion. The coding region runs from base 102 to 410 and encodes 102 amino acids. Lineage: Eukaryota; Viridiplantae; Streptophyta; Magnoliopsida; Solanales; Convolvulaceae.
GAGGCCCAAUAUAUAAUUUUAAAUCAACCUGAACUUUUCAGGUUCGUUAUUGCCUGGACUAGGGAGACUCUGAAUAGUAGCGUAAUCGAUCGAGAGGAGAGAUGGAGGUGCCAGGGUCGUCGAAGAAGAUGAUAGCUACGCAAGCAGAGAUGGUUGAGGCGAAGGUGCCACUUGGAUACAGGGACCAAUGCGCCCACCUGCUGAUCCCUCUCAACAAGUGCCGCCAGGCCGAGAUGUACCUGCCAUGGAAGUGCGAGAACGAGCGCCACUCCUACGAGAAGUGCGAAUACGAGCUUGUUAUGGAGCGGAUGCUCCAGAUGCAGAAGAUCCGCCAGCAGGAGGCAGCCCACAUCAAACACAGUGGCGGCCAGCAGUCCAUUCCCCUAGCCCCCAAGACUGCCAAUGCCUAGUGUCCGAUCGUUCGAUCAAUCAAUCAAUGG